Molecule: messenger RNA, 1099 nt
Organism: Rhipicephalus microplus (southern cattle tick)
Lineage: Eukaryota; Metazoa; Arthropoda; Arachnida; Ixodida; Ixodidae
Product: golgin subfamily A member 7
Biological process (GO): protein targeting to membrane; peptidyl-L-cysteine S-palmitoylation
Cellular component (GO): palmitoyltransferase complex
Source: RefSeq, a predicted model, not a curated record
CGCCGCGCAUGCGCGGAAUUUGUCCACAGCGGUCGUGUUUGGCAGCACGGUGCGCGUUGUGCGAAGCUGUGCCGUGGAGUUUGUAUUGUCGAUAUUGUAGCAUUCCUUGUUUAUUAUUUGCAAUAGUUUCGUUACCAUAAUCGACGGUUAGUUAAGCUUAGCGUCGUGACCUUGUCACAUGGGCCAAAUUCGCCAAAGUACGCGGGCACGUUUUGAGCCGAGGCCGUCUUAUGACUAGCAUCGAUCAGGAGAACAUUUCAGUUUGUAAUUUUGCCGACGCUUAAUCUUAUGUUUUAAUCAAGCGUGCCGGAAUGGCAUCGGGCCAGCAGGUGUCUUCACUUUUGCAGAACCAAGCAGGCCAUGAGGGAAGCCGCAUUCCAAACAAGGUGUUCAUUCAGAGGGACUACUCUGAGGGAACAUCGGUCAAGUUCCAGACCAAGUUUCCACAAGAGCUGGAAGGCCUGAUAGAAAGGCACAUGUUCGAUCAGAUGGUCACCACAAUCAACUCUAUAUACUCUGAAGCUGAAAGAAUGAGUAGCAAGACAUUUUGUGAAGGCUUCAUGGCAUGCCUCACUGCAUACUUACUAUACAUGUGUACUGAAACCCAUUACGAGAAGUUUUUGAAGCAAGCCACUGCUUACAUUCACGAACAGAAUGAGACUGUUUAUGGCCCACGUGGCCUCCACAUCACAGAUCCCAUUGAAAGGGGCCUGCGAGUUAUAGAAAUCACCAUCUUGAGCGAACAAAGUGCACGAUCAUGAUCACAAGCAUAACCUGGCCAUUAUUGAAGCCUGGUCUGGCGGCCCGUGCUGCAAUGGUUUACCGUGAAUUCUCACUGUGGUCUGUCACAGCCAAGCACCCAGUUCCCUCGUUUACGUGUGUGCCCAGUUCGACGUGUGCCCUGCAAUGGAUCAGGCCAAGGGCCGAAGUCUCUGUGUGGUCAAGACUGUGGUGUUGACCACUGCACAGGAGGCAGGCGUUGUUUCUCCUCUUAAGCUUGCUGGUUGUAUAGUAAGUGGAGGAGUAACAAUAGCAAGCGUUUUCAUCACGUGUAUAAAGUGUGCUUUCUCAACUGUUUUUAUUAAAGCUUGCUAAAAAA